UUCCAUUUCCCAGCACAGCGGUAAAUUGGCAGCAACGCAACAUCCCGAAGCCCAUGGCCUUUCUCAAAGCAUGUGGGCCGAAUUCAACAGGAACUCUCUAUCCAUUGUCUUGCUCACUGCUUUUGAAAAGGACGAAUCUGAUUUGCUCGCGAGUCUGGACCAGUCCUUGGUCAGUACGAUCCUGCUGAAGGCUGGUGCUGAGUUGGUCAAAGAUUUCAUGCAGGAAGCACCAGACUGCCGCAACGAUGCUGACCAGGAAGAUCCCGUUUCAUUGCUGUUUGCAUUGGCCAGUCUUGAGAGCAAGAAUGCGUUCAAUACGUCUCUUCUUCGUUCCAAGAAGGAUGCUCAGGUGGCCAUCAAUGUUCAGAAUCAACUCAUCUCCAUGCUCAUUGAGAAAUGCCUCCGCCAGAAGGAUUCUGCCGAGAUUGGACCCAUGGAUUUGUUGAAGCGUGCUCUGGCAGAGACAGCGUGCAGUGUGAAGUCCUUGCAGGAUGUGAGGUUUGAGAAGGAAUCGAUGAAUAACGUGCAAGACGACUGCUGGUCAAUGGUCCUUGCGUGCGACAUUACGUUUUUGCGUUGUGGUCUGCAAGCCUUGGAGGCAGAGAAAGAUCAGCAAGAGAAAUCUACACCGCUGGGAAAGCAGCUCACGAAGGCCCUCAACGUGGUUGCAGAGGAAGCCGUGUCCCACACUGAUACUCUGUCCAAGCUGAAAGGAUUCCUACCGUUUGUGAAGGAGCAUGAGAAUUGGCUUCCCAGUUCUGUGGAUCCACCGCCAUGCCACACGGACACUGUUCAACGACUCUACAAGCUGUGCAGUGUGGACGGGGCUCGGGUGAGAGAAGUGUGCCGCACGAUGGACACAUGGCGCAUGCUGGAAAAGGAGCUUCAUUCAGGCGGCCCUGUCCCUGGUGCGGAUGAAAUUGAACCGAUCGUCACCUUUUGCCGUGAGGUGGGAGACAAGCUGAUCAAGUUUUCAAGCGAAAUUUGUGUGAUGAUCCAGCUCAGCAUUAAAUCAGUGCUGAAAACCGGCGAGAAGGACUUCAAUGAGACGCAUCGGGAACUGAUGGUCAACUUGAAGGAGGUCAUGCUUCUCUACGUGUGG
Molecule: messenger RNA, 1102 nt
Organism: Durusdinium trenchii
Lineage: Eukaryota; Dinophyceae; Suessiales; Symbiodiniaceae
Source: the annotation of a GenBank genome assembly